Molecule: messenger RNA, 348 nt
Organism: Oppiella nova
Lineage: Eukaryota; Metazoa; Arthropoda; Arachnida; Sarcoptiformes; Oppiidae
Source: the annotation of a GenBank genome assembly
AUGGACAGCUUUAAUGUAAACCAUUUAGACAUAGCGCCCCGGUAUGCCAGUAUACUUAUGGGCAUCUCUAACGGCUUCGGUACGCUGGCCGGUAUGUUGUGCCCAAUUGUGGUCAAUCUGAUGACCAAAGAAAAGACACCUGAGGAAUGGCAGGACGUGUUCAUAAUCGCCGGCCUAAUACACAUCUGCGGCGUCAUCUUCUACGCCAUCUUCGCGUCGGGGGAACUGCAGCCGUGGGCUGAGCCGCCCAAGGAUGUGGAGCACAUGCAGAUGCAAUACCAGCCCCCCAUACAGACCCAGGUCGAGCAGACGUGGCCGCCCGGGGGCGACGGUCCGCAGCCGCCGAUG